AUGCUCGUCCUACUUGGUCUUGUCUCUCUGUUCUCCUUCGCCCUCAGUCUCAGUGUAAACCUUCAUGCAGCCCGGGAUGCUCUGACCAGGGACGAUGGGCAUACUUCUUUUCCAGCUCCACGACAGGCAUGGGGCGACAAAGCGCAUACCACCAGGCAGAAUACUCACGACCCCACCAUUCUGCUUCAUGGUGACACCUUCUAUCUUUACACUAUCGACGACCAUAUCGCAAUUUACAGUGCUCCCGACUUGGCAGGUCCAUGGGAAUACCAGGGCAGCGUGCUAGAGGCCGACAGCAUCAUUGAAAAGGGUGGAACAACCCGGAAGAGGCCUUGGGCUCCGACUGUCAUUCAAUCCCAGAUGAAUGGCUAUUUCUACUGUUACUACUCUGUCAGCAGAACAGGGUCUCGGGACAGUGCUGUCGGCGUUGCGACCUCUGCCACUCCUGGUGCCGGAAAUUGGUCUGACUUCGGAGCCGUUGUACAGACAGGAAGCGGAGAUGGAUCUGAUGUCGCCCCUUACACCCGCUCUAAUGCGAUUGACCCCAGCAUUGUGACUUUGAACGACGGUCAGGAUGCAUAUUUGUUAUAUGGCAGCUAUUGGACAGGGAUCUACCAAGUGCGCCUCGACGAGGUCUGGGUCCGCCCUUCGGAUACCAAGAGCCCUGAAUUUUAUCAACUUGCCUUCCUUCCCAACAAGGCAACGGCCAGCAUUGGUGGACUAAAUCCCGAGCUGGAGGCCACUCGUUUGAAAGGUGACCCGACCGGACCACAUCCCAUUGAAGGCUCCUACAUGUCCCAAAAUUCCGGUUAUUACUAUCUCUGGUUUAGCCACGGGACCUGCUGUGGCUUCACUGAUGUGAAGUCAUUGCUCACAGAUGCUCUUGAGAAUGCAUACAGCAUUAGAGUGGGUCGAUCAACAAGCCCACAUGGGGGCUUUGUCGACAAAGAUGGAAACUCCCUUCUCGAAGGCGGCGGGUCGAUUGUCUAUGGCACCAACACUCAAAGGGUUAAUGGACAGGAGUACCAGAUAUAUGCUCCUGGAGGUCAAGGCGUAAUUACUGUUGGUGACACAGACUAUUUAUUUUACCACUACUUAAACACCUCUAUAGGAGUUGAUUUUCAAGACGCCCUCCUUGGCUUCAAUCCUCUCAAGUAUGUCGACGGAUGGCCCGAGGUACAGGCGUGA
Molecule: messenger RNA, 1188 nt
Organism: Penicillium macrosclerotiorum
Lineage: Eukaryota; Fungi; Ascomycota; Eurotiomycetes; Eurotiales; Aspergillaceae
Product: putative endo-arabinanase
Exons: 3
Coding region: 1-1188 (395 amino acids)
Biological process (GO): carbohydrate metabolic process
Molecular function (GO): arabinan endo-1,5-alpha-L-arabinosidase activity
Source: RefSeq, a predicted model, not a curated record